Messenger RNA from Astyanax mexicanus (Mexican tetra), 1337 nucleotides. It is a transcript of the gene sdf2l1, whose product is annotated as stromal cell-derived factor 2-like 1. The record is from RefSeq and is a predicted model, not a curated record. The coding region runs from base 143 to 796 and encodes 217 amino acids. Lineage: Eukaryota; Metazoa; Chordata; Actinopteri; Characiformes; Acestrorhamphidae. The transcript is spliced from 3 exons.
UGUGUGCGCGCUGCUUCCGUGUUUUCGGACUUGUCGAGACGCGAUUGGUCCGCAGCUGGCCGGUGUGUGAAUGCGGCUGUGUGUAUGGUAGCGGGUGAGCGGUUAUGUAGAAACUCUCCUUUUGCGUUAGUAAAUCCGCAGCAUGGAGCCGCUAAAACCCCUCAGCCUGUGUUUAGACCUGGUCUUACUGCUGCUGGUGUUUAGCACGGGUCAAGCCCGCGAGCCCGACACCGCCUACGUUACCUGCGGAUCUUUAGUGAAGCUGCUGAACACGCGCCACAACGUCCGGCUGCACUCCCAUGAUGUCAAAUACGGCUCAGGUAGUGGGCAGCAGUCGGUAACGGGUGUGGACACAGCGGAUGAUGCGAACAGUUACUGGCGGAUCCGUGGGAAACCAAAUGAAACGUGUCAGAGAGGAAUUCCCAUUAAGUGUGGUCAGGCCAUUCGAUUCACUCACAUGAAAACAGGACGCAACCUCCACUCGCACCACUUCAGCUCUCCGCUGUCUAACAACCAGGAGGUCAGUGCGUUCGGGGAGAACGGAGAGGGUGAUGAUCUGGACGUGUGGGCGGUGCAGUGCAGUGGUACGUACUGGGAGCGUGAAGAUGCUGUUCGGUUCAAACAUGUCGGCACCAGCGUCUUCCUCAGCAUCACCGGAGAGCAGUACGGCCAUCCAAUCAGAGGCCAGCGGGAGGUCCACGGAAUGCACUCUGCCAAUCACAACAACUACUGGAAAGUGAUGGAGGGAGUGUUCAUCCAACCCAGCAAUGAACCUCUUUAUCACGACGAGCUCUGAUGGUCCAGAGCGCACUGUACAUCCAGCCCGUGAAGACUGUUCCACCCUUUACCACUCACUCUUUCAGUUCUUCUCACCUGAUCAGCCAGUUCAUCUUUCACUCCUUCACUCUUCUAGUUCAUUUCCUGAGUUACUUUUUAAAAUUUUCUUAAUUUCUGUGCUCCAUGCCUGUUUUGAACACACACACCAAAUGAAAUCUACUAUAAAAAUGAUACUUUGAAUUAAUUUCUUUCUGUAUUUGUACUGAAGGAGUGGAUUUUGUGUCUUAUUUUGUGUUUAUUUGAUUGUUUUCGUAAAUGUAUGAAACACAAGACUACUAGAUGUGUUUGAGGGUGUCUGACGUCUCAGAAAAAAAUUUAUUUAUCUGUGGUAUCGCAGUGGCGUGACCGGCUGUGUGAAGGACUAAAGGGAAAAAUUAUACUGUAACAGGGUUCAUAUGUUGUUUUUACAAACAUGGAAUUCCACAUUAGCUGUUAUAAUGACAUCAGAGAAAGAGAAAAAGCUUCUAUUAAAUAAAGUUUUGUUACAUUUGUGAGUCUAA